GGAGCCAGGGAGCGACAUUGUUUGAUCAUUCACGGACGGCCAGCCGGAUUCAGCAGAGGUGACAGUUCAAGGUUCAAGGCCAGACUGCCCCCUGCAGCAGAGGUCAGGGUGUUGACGAGUUUGGACUGGGGCAACUUGAAGAAGCUGCCGGAUGGUGCCACAUCGCCCGCAGCAAGCCAAGAAGAGACAAUGGUGUUCGCCACUGCCGUUGCAGCAAAGGCAGUGAAGGUUCUGAUGCACAGGGGCAAAACCUUGACAAUCCCUGACAGUGUGACUCAAAUUGAGAAGAGUGCAUUGGCAGUCUGA
This is a messenger RNA of Cladocopium goreaui, 306 nucleotides long. NCBI's taxonomy places the organism in Eukaryota, Dinophyceae, Suessiales, Symbiodiniaceae. The record is from the annotation of a GenBank genome assembly.